Molecule: messenger RNA, 1336 nt
Organism: Lolium rigidum
Lineage: Eukaryota; Viridiplantae; Streptophyta; Magnoliopsida; Poales; Poaceae
Product: F-box protein At3g26010-like
Exons: 2
Coding region: 118-1224 (368 amino acids)
Molecular function (GO): protein binding
Source: RefSeq, a predicted model, not a curated record
AAAAAAUAAAAUUCCCCCUAUUCUCCACAUCCCUCCCAAGAACUCAAGAAGCGCCGCCGCGUUCUCGUCAAACGUCGCCGCCGGCGCCGCCGCCACCUAAGUCUGACCUUCCGCGCCAUGGAGGAGAAGAGCCCCAAGAAGUUGCAGACCGACCCUCCUGCCAGCCUCACUGACGACCUUAUCGUGGAGAUCCUCUCCCGCCUCCCGGUCAGGCUCGUCCACCGCUGCAGGUGCGUCUCCAAGACCUGGCGCGACCUCAUCUCCCACCCGGACCAUCGGAAGAAGCUGCCCCAGACCCUCGCGGGCUUCUUCUAUGGGAGCUACCACAGCGGCCGCGUCCCCCGGUUCUCUCGCCAUUUCGCCGAUGUCUCCGCCGCCGGCCUACAUCUACCCGUCGACGCCUCCCUACCUUUCCUGCCCAAGUACAGCAACGUCGACCAGUUGGACACCUGCAAUGGCCUCGUACUCUGCCGAUGCUACAAGACACCUUCAGAGGAUGAAUUCGAUUACGUCGUCUGCAAUCCCGUCACCCAGAGAUGGUUAGAGCUGCCCCCUCACCCUACGCCUGAGGAACCGGAUAGCAUUACCAUCGUCCGUUUGGCUUUCAACCCGGCGGUCUCGUCCCAUUUCCAUGUUCUCCAGUUUGAAGAGACAGAUAAGGAAAUGCACAUCACAGGAGUGAACAUCUACUCGUCACAAAAAGGAGCCUGGAAUCAUAGGGACAGCGAGUGGGAUGCUCAUACUUUCCUGCCUUUCACAACUAGAAGCGUCUUUGUGAAUGGCAUGCUGCACUUGAUCACCGCUGAGCCUGCUCUGGUAACGGUGGACACAGAGGGGAAGUCGUGGGGCACUAUUCAUAUGCCACACAGUCUGUAUUACGGUUUCAUUGGAUUGUCGCGGGGGUUCUUGCAUUAUGUCACUAUGACCCCAGAUUCCAAGAUAUCAGUCUUGUGUCUUGAGGAUUAUGACAGUAAAGAAUGGGUCCUGAAGCUUACUGUCCGCACCGAAGAGCUGUUUGGAGGGACUGAACAGGCAGACACCAUGAUUGCGAUUCAUCCAUAUGGUGAUAUUAUUUUCCUUUCUUCAAGGGACACUGGUACACUGGCAUCAUAUGAUAUACGCCGACAGGAAUUUCGUCGUAUCUGUAAUCUUGAGGAAGGCUUUACAGGUCCAUAUCUGCCCUAUAUUCCUCUGUUUACAAAGUCAGUAGUAGAUGAGGACUAGUGUACCCUGAACAACAUUUGUGUUGUUCUGCUCUAUAUAUGUUUCCUUGUUCUCUAAGGGCUGUCUCUUCUGCUGAAUGAAAUAUUCUCCACAUGUAUAAUCUGAAUUUCUA